Mizuhopecten yessoensis (Yesso scallop) is the source of this 428-nucleotide messenger RNA. RefSeq names its product rho GTPase-activating protein 22-like. Gene Ontology annotation, biological process: regulation of GTPase activity; signal transduction. The transcript has 3 exons. Gene Ontology annotation, cellular component: cytoplasm. The annotation marks the transcript as partial. Lineage: Eukaryota; Metazoa; Mollusca; Bivalvia; Pectinida; Pectinidae. The record is from RefSeq and is a predicted model, not a curated record.
GUGACCCGAUUGUGUGAGCACAUCCAGAGCAAAGGCUUCGAUCAUGAGGGUAUUUUCCGCAUCAAUGGAAGUGCCCGUAUCGUGGAGAAGCUUCGCGCAAGUUUUGAUACUCAUGGAAACGCUGACCUGGAGGAGGACAAUGACAUCAUGGCCAUCGCAGGCCUGCUGAAGCUGUUCCUCCGCGAGUUCCCAGACCCUGUUAUACCCUCCUCACUUACCAAGCAGUUUGUCAGCAUACAGGAAGCUUGUAUGAACGACACCUCUGCCUGCAUCUACAAAUUGAAGAUGGCCGUCAUAAACUUGCCCAAGGACAACUACAAUCUUCUGAAGUACCUGACGAGUUUCCUGGUGGUGGUGGCCUCCCACGAGAGACAAAACAAGAUGAGUCCCAUGGCCUUGGCUAUUGUGUUCGGGCCUAAUCUAUUUAA